AUGGCGGAGCCGGAGGCCACGGCCGAGGACCUGGACGCCCUCAUCGACGACCUGGACUACCUGCCGGGCCACUUCCACCUGGAGAUGCAGCUGAACUUCGAGCCGCGCUCGCCGGCCUCGCUCCGCGCCCGGGACCUGAAGCUGCAGCGGGACGGCUUGCAGCAAGAGCUCGAGCUGGCGGCCGCCCCGCAGCGCCCCGCCGUGCGCCACCUCCUAGGCACCUUCGCCUUCUACCUGGACGAACUGGACGAGGCCCGCGAGCUCUUCCUCGAGGUGGCCCGCGAGGACCCGGGCAACCUCAACGCCUGGGCCAACCUUGCGCACGUGUACGGGCGGCUGGGCCAGGAGGAAGAGGAGGAGGCGAGCGCCGGGCGGCUGGCCGGCCUCAUGGGCCUGGCGGCGGAGCGCGAGGCGCCGGGGGACCCCCAGCGCCGGGCGGCGCGCUGCCUGGCCGAGCAAGGCUAUGCGCACGGCUUCGACGUGGGCUGCGCCAGCCCGGAGGAGCGGGCGCAGGUGCUGGCCGCCGGCAUCGCGCUCUACGACAAGGCGCUGGGCUACGGGCAGCAGAUCCCAGUGGAGGAGAAAAGGGGCUGGUACUUCACCAUGGCAACGCUCUUCAUCAGACUAGAUGGCAUCUUCCUGGAGAUGGGCAGCGAGGAGCAGAAGAGGCUGCCCGCCUUCAACCGCACGCUGGCCCUGCUCCGGCAAGUGCUCAAGUCCUCAGACCCCCACCACCAAGCUCUGGCCUGGUGCUACCUCGGGAUGCUGCUAGAGAGGAAGGACACCUUCUCCACCACCCCCAUGGGUGUCCACGACUGUGGGUACUCGGGAACCGACCCCCUGGACUGCUUUGGCAAGGCUAUUGAGAUAGCCAAGGACCAGCCCCCCAUCCUGAAUCGCCUGGCCAAAAUCUUCCACUUCCUAGGAAAGCAGGAUAUGGCCAUUGGAACCUGCAACAUGGCUCUAGAUAUCCUACGAGAUCCGGAGCUCAACUGGCAGGCAUACUGCACAAGGGCCAAGAUCCACCUCAGAGCCUACCUGCACGACCUGGAGCGAGCCAAGAUGGGGCUCGGGGGCAUGCCUGACAGGAACCACCUGUCCUGCGCCAAGGCCGAUCUGGAGGAAGUGGUCAAGGUGUGCCCAAGCCUCAAGACCUACCUGGACAUUGGCCAGGUCUACUACUACAUGGGUGUGGACGCCGUGCAGGAGCUGCUGGCGGUGGACGAGGCGGCGCUGAACCAGGCGCUGGUCUUCCUGGCCAAGGCCGGCGAGUCGGAGCUGGGCGCCACCCUGCCCGAGCUGCAGCUGCUGCGCGGCAAGUGCCUGCGCAUCAAGGGCGAGGAGGCCAACGCGGCGGCCUGCUUCAAGCGCGCCGUGGAGCUGGACGACGCGGGCUCCAGCCACACCGAGGGCUUCGGCUGCCUGCUCGAGGCGCUGCUGGCGCAGUGGAGCCAGGCGCAGCUGAGCGACGCCGAGCUGGGCCGCGAGGUGGACGCGUGGCUGCGCCGCGCCCAGGGCAAGUACCCCGCGGCGCGCCUGCGCCAGGAGCUGCAGCGCGUGUGGCGCGGCCACACGGGCGAGGUGCUGGGCCUGGCCCGGGCCCUGGUGGCUCAGGGCCGGCCGGCGCUAGUGCGGCUGCUCUUCGAGACCAUGGAGCAGGACGGCGACGUCGCAGGCGUGCCGCGGGGCCGCCGCGCCUUCUCCCUCUGA
Messenger RNA from Mirounga angustirostris (Northern elephant seal), 1710 nucleotides. RefSeq names its product tetratricopeptide repeat domain 22 (gene TTC22). Gene Ontology annotation, molecular function: protein binding. Bases 1 to 1710 code for a protein of 569 amino acids. The record is from RefSeq and is a predicted model, not a curated record. Lineage: Eukaryota; Metazoa; Chordata; Mammalia; Carnivora; Phocidae. The transcript has 7 exons.